GAUAUUAUUUUGAAGAUUUAAAAAACAUGAAUAUCAGGAAUUUGUUUAUAAAAUGUGGGGCACAAACUCGGUGAAGCUGCUGAUUCAAUGAGAGCUUGACUCAAGUAUGCUUAAACUGGUAUCCUAAAAUAGAUGGAGUCUGAGGCUUCAUCCUGGCAAUUCUGUGGAGGCCAGGUUGUUUGAUUACUUGUUUUGCCUGGUUAUUCCGUGAAAAAAAAGUCUGUUGUGGUGUCUCUGACCUUUAGUUCUUAAAAUUAAGUUUUAUUUUUUAAUCUUUGUUCCUCACUGACUGGCGAGUAAUUAGUAAGGUUAUGAGAGAAGUUAUUUGACAUGUAUCUGUUAGUGAUGUUAAUUGUAAUAAAGGGAAAAUUGAUUUUGGCAUUUUGUAUUUUAAGUGUUUUGGAGAAAGCACAGGAAUUGGACUCAGGAGAUUACAGUAAAAUUCUGGGUUUAGUAACUUGAACGUCCUAAUUUUAUUUUUGGCUUUCCUUCCUGUGCUGUCUAUCCUAUGCACAGUGAACAUCUUAAAUUGUAAAUUACAAGGUGCUAAAGCCCUGAUCAAAUGCUCCAGGGAUUUCCCAGUGGAGUUAGAAUAAAAUCCACAUUCCUAAUUCACAUGUGCUAGGUGCUAUUUGAUUCAUUAUCACUUAAAUACAAAUUACAUAAUUUGAUAUACCAAAAUGGCAUUGUUAGCUACUGUGGAUUUCCUGAUAGAGUGACAGUAUGUACCCUGCUUCCUAAAAUCCAAAUGCUAAAAUGAUAAUUCUAGUAGCUAACUUGAAAAGUUAAGGUACUGUCACAUUGUGAUUUUUUUGUUGUUGGCAAAAGCUUAUUAUUUCCUAAAUCAGUUUCCCCUUCUCUUAAACCACAAUAUGAGCCUUUAUUUGCUUUGUUGUAUUACAUAGAGUUUAGUGUAAAUAGUGGACAUUUAAUUUAUCACAAACUUUUUUAUCUUUAGGAAUCUGAAAUUAGAGUUUAAUUUCUCAGAACAUUCUCUCCAGGAAGAAUUUUACAAUAUCUCAGACUGUACUUACUGAUCCUGUGUAAAGCGCAAGGGAGAAAUGGGUCGCUCCAAUUCUAGAUCACAUUCUUCAAGAUCGAAGUCUAGAUCACAAUCUAGUUCUCGAUCAAGAUCAAGAUCACACUCCAGGAAGAAGCGAUACAGUUCUAGGUCUCGUUCCAGAACAUAUUCAAGAUCUCGUAGUAGAGAUCGUAUUUAUUCUAGAGAUUAUCGUCGAGAUUACAGAAAUAAUAGAGGAAUGAGACGACCUUAUGGGUACAGAGGAAGGGGGAGAGGGUAUUACCAAGGAGGAGGAGGUAGAUAUCAUCGAGGUGGUUAUAGACCUGUCUGGAAUAGAAGGCACUCUAGGAGUCCCAGACGAGGCCGCUCACGGUCCAGGAGCCCGAAAAGAAGAUCUGUGUCUUCUCAAAGAUCCCGAAGCAGAUCUCGUCGAUCAUACAGAUCCUCCAGGUCUCCAAGAUCAUCAUCUUCUCGCUCUUCAUCCCCAUAUAGCAAAUCUCCUGUCUCUAAAAGACGAGGGUCUCAGGAAAAACAAACCAAAAAAGCUGAAGGGGAGCCCCAAGAAGAGAGUCCUUUGAAAAGUAAAUCACAAGAGGAACCGAAAGAUACAUUCGAACAUGACCCAUCUGAAUCUAUUGAUGAGUUUAAUAAGUCAUCAGCCACAUCUGGUGAUAUUUGGCCAGGCCUUUCGGCUUAUGAUAAUAGUCCCAGAUCACCCCAUAGUCCUUCACCUAUUGCUACACCCCCUAGUCAGAGUUCAUCUUGCUCUGAUGCUCCUAUGCUCAGUACGGUCCACUCUGCAAAAAACACCCCUUCUCAGCAUUCACAUUCCAUUCAGCAGAGUCCUGAAAGGUCUGGAUCUGGUUCUGUGGGAAAUGGAUCUAGUAGAUACAGUCCUUCUCAGAAUAGUCCAAUUCACCACAUCUCUUCACGAAGAAGUCCUGCAAAGACAAUCACACCGCAGAAUGCUCCAAGAGAGGACUCCAGAGGACGUUCCUUUUUUCCUGACGGUGGAGAUCAGGAAACUGCAAAGUCCGGGAAGUUCUUAAAAAGGUUCACAGAUGAAGAGUCUAGAGUAUUCCUGCUUGAUAGGAGUAAUACCAGGGAUAAAGAGGCUCCAAAGGAGAAAGGAUCAGAAAAAGGGAGGGCAGAGGGAGAAUGGGAAGAUCAAGAAGCACUAGAUUACUUCAGUGAUAAAGAGUCUGGAAAGCAGAAGUUUAAUGACUCAGAAGGGGAUGAUACAGAGGAGACGGAGGAUUAUAGACAGUUCAGGAAGUCGGUCCUUGCAGAUCAGGGUAAAAAUUUUGGUACUGCAUCUCACCGGAAUACUGAAGAGGAAGGAUCUAAGUACAAGUCCAAAGUUUCACUGAAAGGCAAUAGAGAAAGUGAUGGAUUUAGAGAAGAGAAAAAUUACAAACUUAAAGAGACUGGAUAUGUAGUGGAAAGGCCUGGCACUGCAAAAGAUAAACACAAGGAAGAAGACAAAAACUCUGAAAGGAUAACAGUGAAGAAAGAAACUCAGUCACCUGAGCAGGUAAAGUCUGAAAAGCUGAAAGACCUCUUUGAUUACAGUCCCCCUCUACAUAAGAAUCUUGAUACACGAGAAAAGUCUACCUUCAGAGAGGAGAGCCCACUUAGGAUCAAAAUGAUAGCCAGUGAUUCUCAUCGUCCUGAAGUCAAACUGAAAAUGGCACCUGUUCCUCUUGAUGAUUCUAACAGACCUGCUUCCUUGACUAAAGACAGGCUACUUGCUAGUACACUUGUCCAUUCUGUCAAGAAAGAACAAGAAUUUCGAUCCAUCUUUGACCACAUUAAAUUGCCGCAGGCCAGCAAAAGCACUUCAGAGUCAUUUAUACAGCACGUUGUAUCCUUGGUUCACCAUGUUAAAGAACAGUACUUCAAAUCACCUGCAGUGACCCUGAAUGAGCGGUUUACUUCAUAUCAGAAAGCCACGGAAGAACACAGUACCCGGCAGAAGAGCCCUGAGAUACACAGGAGAAUUGACAUCUCUCCAAGUGCCCUGAGGAAGCAUACCCGUUUAGCAGGGGAAGAGAGAGUUUUUAAGGAAGAAAAUCAAAAGGGAGACAAAAAAUUAAGAUGUGAUUCUGCUGAUCUUCGACAUGACAUUGAUCGGCGUAGAAAAGAAAGAAGUAAAGAACGGGGGGAUUCCAAGGGCUCCAGGGAAUCCAGUGGAUCAAGAAAGCAGGAGAAAACUCCAAAAGAUUACAAAGAAUACAAAUCUUACAAAGAUGACAGCAAACGUAAAAGCAGAGAGCAAGAUCAUUCUCGAUCUUCAUCAUCUUCAGCGUCACCUUCUUCUCCCAGUUCUCGAGAAGAAAAGGAAAGUAAGAAGGAAAGAGAAGAAGAAUUUAAAACUCAUCAUGAACUGAAAGAAUACUCAGGCUUUUCAGGAGUUGGCAGACCACGAGGAACUUUUUUUCGAAUUAGAGGCAGAGGAAGAGCCAGAGGAGUUUUUGCUGGGACAAAUACUGGUCCAAACAACUCAAAUACUACUUUUCAAAAGAGACCGAAGGAAGAGGAAUGGGAUCCAGAAUAUACCCCAAAGAGCAAGAAGUACUUCUUGCAUGAUGAUAGAGAUGAUGGUGUGGAUUAUUGGGCCAAAAGAGGAAGAGGUCGUGGUACUUUUCAGCGUGGCCGAGGGCGCUUUAACUUCAAAAAAUCAGGUAGCAGUCCAAAGUGGACUCAUGACAAAUACCAAGGGGAUGGGAUUGUUGAAGAUGAAGAAGAGACCAUGGAGAACAGUGAAGAAAAAAAGGACAGACGCAAGGAGGAAAAGGAAUAGGGAAUGUGAAGUAAGAUUGCAACAGACAGCAGAACUUGCACCCACCAAUUUUUUUUUACCUGAGUUUUUGUUUUCAAAUAAGAAUGUAAGCAUUUUACUUAAAUUUUACUGUUUGCAAGUAGUCUGUAGAAAUUUUGUUUUAAGUCUUCAAAUAUCUUGAAAAUAGUAGACUGUAUGUUGAAAAUUGUACUGAAAUAAAGUAGAAAAUUGUUACGUACCAUAUUUGUAACUAUCAACUUUUAAAAGAAACUUUUACUGUUUUUGUUACAUGCAUUGUAACUGCUUUGUCUAUAAGAUAUGGUCAAGUACAAUUCUGUGAAAGUUCUGAUUCUCUUCCCUCCCUGUUAAUGUUUAAUUCUGAAGUAAACGUUAGCGCUACAUACAAAUCCCUGAAGAAAUUGUUUAUAGCGACCACACUAAUUAACAGUAUGCAUCUGUUAACAUCUUUAUUUAAACACACUACGUUGUAGGGUGACUGAUUUUUGAAGUAUACCACAGAAAAAGUUGCUACUUUGGUAAACUAAAGCUAUUUUAACACUUUAGCAAGUGUUUAAGUGGGGGGAAAGCUUUGCCAAUAGCUAGAACGUACAGAAUAGUGAAAAUUACGUUGGAAAAUGUUUGAGAAAAUGUUAUUUUUACUGCAAACAGGCAGUGGCCUUUAAAACAAACAUUUUUGGGAAAUUUCCUAUUUGGAUGCAAAGGUCAGUGUUCUUUUUGUUCAUUCUUGAUGGUUUGAGUCAUGGUGAUAAGUGUCAGCUGUUUGAGAAAAUUGAUUUAUAGUAAUACUGCAAGUAAAAAUGCUAGCACAACUGAACAUCAUAACAAAAACCAGAACAAACCCUGUAAUCCUGGUAUUGGUAUGGAGUAUUCUUCAGAACAAUUUGGCACAUUAGAAUCUGAUAUCUUUUAUAUUUAUUUGAGCUUUUGGAUAGCUGAAAAUAUUGACUUUUGUAGUAUAACCAUAAGAAAAAACAAACAAUCCAUAGUUCUUUAGUAAUUGAAGUUUCUUCUUUUUAUCACCAAUAAAAGAUUCUGGCAGGCAGUUCUUUGUGUUAAUUUAGUUAUUAAUAUUUUCCCAUUUUAGUUGCCAUUUGUAAAUUGGCAUUUUUCUUUUUUCUUUCCAACGGUUGUCAGGUAGAAUCUCUUUUAAAAAAAAAUCAAAUACAAGUUACCCUUUAUGUUUAUAUUGGUGGCUGUCAAAAGGACUGAAAAUUGGAACCAUAAAAUUCACUGUUGUCUUUUUAGAGAAAAUAGAGGAAAUACAUAAGUAACCACAUUACAUUUGUUAAUUCAGCAACUGAAUUAGUUGUAUGUAUUAGCAUUUAAAGGAAAGAUAAUGCUUAUUUGUGACUGUUUAAACAUGUUUAAGCAAAUGAUUCAUGUAUGAAUAUGUCUCCAGCACCUUGAUUACAGCGAGAAACAUUGCUGAGUUAAUGGAACUAAAAUGAAACCAAAAUAAGUAUGUGUGGUAUUUUAUGAAUUAAGAUUCUUACUGCUUGGUUGUCCCCCAUUAAUUUUAUGUUUCUAAAGUUGUUGAUUGAAGCCAAGGAAGUAACCUGCCAAAGAAAGUAUGUGUUGCAUCAAUCAGGACAUAACUAACUCUUACUCAGAAUACUACUUACUUAUAUGUUAAAGCAAGGUGAAUUUUAUCCUCCAAAACAGAAUUUUCAUGACCAUUUUGUAUACCAAUAAACAGCUUUUAACAGCUACUAUUGAAUUUAAACCCUGCAUCUCUGCAUGAACAUAAUGUGUAGUUUCAUGUUUCCAGUUAAGAUCUUACGACAAGGGAUUUGCUCAUAUAUUACUUAAGGAGAUGAGGAAGAAGUUACUUUGAUUCUAUGAGCAGAUUUAUAUUUUAAUUAUAAAUGUGUUGCUUUAACAUUUGUUCCUUUUUAGUUCUCUUAAAAUGAAAGAAUAUUCUAGCAGAAUAUGGUAAAACAAGGAUGGUUGUAAGAAGUCUUAAGAAAGCCAUUAUGGAUGUUACGUUUUUCAGAAUCAAACAGAAAGUAGUGUGUAUUUUUUAAAACUACAAUUUAAUUCCACACAUUAUGACAUGGUUCUCCUGAUAAAGAUAUUUGUAAGUGCCAGGAUAUAACUGACGCCUGUAUUGAUUUCUUUUUGCCCAGAAACGGGAAAUAAAAAUGAACCGAAGUAUAUUUCCAUAAAGGGUUAAGAAAGCCAUUUAAGAUGGCCAUGACUCAGUUCUUAGGCGUGUGUAUUCUCAACACCCCUAGGAAUUUUAAUGUAGAAAGUAAAAUGCUUUUCCAGCUGCAGUCUACUUCAAGGAGUUGCUGUUGUUCCCUCUGCCACGAUUACGAUCAAUGUUGGGAAUUAUAAUUUGAGGGAAAAAGAUUAUCCAUUCAGAAGAAAUGUAGACGAUUAAAGGAUUCUAACCAUGUAAUGUUCCAUUUAACAGGGACCCUUGUACAUUGUCAUAUGCCAAUAAAAUGUCCUGAGUGGUAAUAGCUGUGGUUUGUUUACCUGGUUUUGACAUUUAUGUCCAUUAUACACAGUAGAUUUCCAUGGCUCUUUUCUGGGUUUUAGAAUAUGGAACGUAGUGUGGCUUGAUAAAUACUU
This is a messenger RNA of Ochotona curzoniae (black-lipped pika), 6401 nucleotides long. RefSeq names its product BCL2 associated transcription factor 1 (gene BCLAF1). The record is from RefSeq and is a predicted model, not a curated record. Bases 1062 to 3824 code for a protein of 920 amino acids. Gene Ontology annotation, biological process: positive regulation of transcription by RNA polymerase II. NCBI's taxonomy places the organism in Eukaryota, Metazoa, Chordata, Mammalia, Lagomorpha, Ochotonidae. Gene Ontology annotation, molecular function: DNA binding; transcription coregulator activity. Gene Ontology annotation, cellular component: mediator complex. The transcript is spliced from 12 exons.